Molecule: messenger RNA, 312 nt
Organism: Miscanthus lutarioriparius
Lineage: Eukaryota; Viridiplantae; Streptophyta; Magnoliopsida; Poales; Poaceae
Source: the annotation of a GenBank genome assembly
AUGACUGCCGCCGCGUCUUUUCUCUUGUUUGCGGAGUUUGGACUUCUUGAAUGGUGCGUGUGCAGGCAGGACGCGACGCAGGCCGCGCUGCAGAAGACCAUCGACUACGCAUGCGGCUCCGGGGCGGACUGCAACUCCAUCCAUGAGAACGGGGCGUGCUACAACCCCAACACCGUCCCGGCGCACUGCUCCUGGGCGGCCAACAGCUACUACCAGAACAACAAGGCCAAGGGCGCCACCUGCGACUUCACCGGCACCGGCACCCUCACCACCAGCGACCCAAGUAAUGCCCCGACCCCCUCUCAUGCCUAG